This is a messenger RNA of Ipomoea nil (Japanese morning glory), 2626 nucleotides long. RefSeq names its product serine/threonine protein phosphatase 2A 57 kDa regulatory subunit B' theta isoform-like. Gene Ontology annotation, biological process: signal transduction. Gene Ontology annotation, molecular function: protein phosphatase regulator activity. Gene Ontology annotation, cellular component: protein phosphatase type 2A complex. Bases 874 to 2406 code for a protein of 510 amino acids. NCBI's taxonomy places the organism in Eukaryota, Viridiplantae, Streptophyta, Magnoliopsida, Solanales, Convolvulaceae. The transcript is spliced from 2 exons. The record is from RefSeq and is a predicted model, not a curated record.
UGGCCGAGUCAACAAAAGGCAUCGAAUGCAAAAAAGAGAAAAGACAAAUCAAGAAAGCCCAGUAAUCAGAACCGUCUUCUAAGUCUAAGGUGCUUUCGAUUUCAACGUUUUCCGCUUCGUCUUUCGCUGUAAGCAUCAUCGCCGAUACUUCUCUCCGCCACCCUCGAAACCCACAAUCUAUUACAUACGCUUUACGUGUAUUUACAAUAAUAUAUUUCUGUAGAAUUUGUGUGUAUAGCUGUCUGUUUGUGUAAGAAUCUCUGGGUGUUUAUUGAUUUCUGGAUUGAUAUCUUGGGGUAUUGUUAAUUUGUGAGGAAAAAUAAGGGCGGGGUGGAAAAGUGGAAAGGUUUUCUUUUGUGAAUUCUGUUUUAAAGCGGUUUGCUCAUUUUCAUUGUAUUGGAGAGCUUCGAGUGAAAAAAAGUUUGGAAUUUUGAGCUUGGGUUUUGAUGGGAAACUUGGAAUUUUGAGUUUGGGGUUUGAUGGGAAAACUAGGAAUUUUGAGAAGGGCUUGGUUGUAAACUAGGGAUUUGGUUUGAUUAAGACGUUAGUUUUCUUUGUUGAUGCUUUUGGUCAAAGUUGUUAUUUAGAUGAAAAAGGGAAUGCUUUUCCUUCUUCCUUUGAUCAUGGAGCAAGCUUCAUAUCUUUUGGAUGAAAGUAGGGUCUGGUGUUCUACCUUUUGAUGAGGAAUUAGAAUGUGUUGUCAUACUGUGGUUGUUUAUUUAUAGCUAGCUCUGUUUUCCUGUGUCAUACCUGUGGAUAAAAGAACGAUCGGGGGACGGGGAUCAUUAAUGCCCUUGGUCAGUUUUGAUUGCACUUUGAGUUUAGUUUUAUAGUAUGCUUUUGUGGUGGGGGGUGGACUUUAGGGUGUGAAAUAUGAUCAAGCAGAUAUUUGGUAAGAUCCCUAAGAAGCAGCAAAAGUCGGGUGGAAACAAUACCUCCGAUUCAAAUGCUUCAACAAGUUCGAAGAGAAGUGAUGGAGGCAAUAAGAAGCAGGGGGGUUCGUCCAAUACUGUUAUUUCAUCUCCUUUUUCUGUUUCCAGUACGGGACACAGUACUGGAGAUGUGAAUUCAAAAAUAAAUAGGAAUGCUGUUGUGGCUGUAUAUGAAUUAUUGCCAAGUUUCAGAGAUGUUCCUAGUUCUGAGAAGCAGAGCUUGUUAAUCAGAAAGCUGAACAUGUGUUGUGUUGUCUUUCCAUUCAAUGAGCCUACAAAGAAUCUCAAAGAGAAAGAGGUCAAGAGACAGACAUUAUUGGAGCUUAUGGAGUAUGUUACUUCUGCCAAUAUGAAGUUUACAGAAACGGUCAUGCUAGAAGCAGUAAAGAUGGUUUCUGCAAAUUUAUUCAGGGAACUCAAACCUCAACCACGAGAGAACAAGGUGGAAGCUUUUGAUGUUGAAGAUGAUGAGCCUGCCAUGGAUCCUGCAUGGCCACAUUUGCAAAUUGUGUAUGAAUUUCUGUUGCGAUUUGUUGCAUCGCCUGAAACUGAUGCAAAGGUUGCCAAACGUUACAUAGAUCACUCAUUUGUCCUCAGAUUUCUUGAUCUUUUUGACUCUGAAGAUCCAAGAGAAAGAGAGUAUCUGAAAAUUAUAGUACACCGCAUCUAUGGGAAGUUUAUGGUACACAGGCCUUACAUACGCAAAGCUAUAAACAACAUAUUUUAUCGCUUUAUUUUUGAGACUGAAAAGCAUAAUGGUAUUGCUGAACUAUUGGAAAUUUUGGGUAGCAUCAUCAAUGGAUUUGCUUUGCCACUGAAAGAGGAGCACAAACUUUUCCUCGUGAGGACAUUGAUCCCCCUGCACAAGCCAAAAUGCUUACCUAUGUACCAUCAGCAGUUAUCUUAUUGUAUUACACAGUUUGUGGAAAAAGAUUGCAAGCUUGCUGAUACCGUUAUUAGGGGAUUACUAAAGUAUUGGCCAGUGACCAACAGCUCAAAGGAAGUUAUGUUCCUCGGUGAACUGGAGGAAAUCUUAGAAGCAACCCAGCCACCGGAAUUCCAACGUUGUGUAGUGCCUCUAUUUCACCAAAUUGCUCGUUGUUUGAGUAGCUUUCACUUCCAGGUGGCGGAGAGGGCUUUGUUCUUAUGGAACAAUGAUCACAUUGACAAUCUAAUAAAACAAAACCGAAAGGUGGUCCUGCCUAUUAUCUUCCCCGCACUGGAGAAAAAUGCCAGAAGCCAUUGGAACCAGGCUGUCCAUUGUUUAUCGCUCAACAUCCGCAAGGUCUUCUAUGAUCUCGACCCCGAUCUCGUCAAAGAGUGCUUGCACAAUUUCCAGGAAGAUGAAUCAAAGGAAGAAGAGGUUAGGUCAAGACGCGAAGCCCAAUGGAAACGCCUGGAAGAACUUGCGGCGAAAAACGCUGCGAGUAAUGAAGCUGUGCUCGUGCCUCGGUUAGGGAUUCCUCGAACUUGAUCCCCGUGGGGGUGGGGCUUUUAGAUUUCCGCUUUCUUGGCUUUUAAUUGUAUUUUCUUGAAAGCUUUUUUGUUAUCAGAGAAAAAAAAUUGCAGCUGAGAUGAGUUGUCAAAGGGAAUAGUUGUGUUCCUGUUCUGAGUUCUUUUCCCUACUCAGCUGCUCUCUGAGGAUUAUUAUUUAUUCAUUCACAUUUAUAUAUAAAUCUCUCUCUCUCUCUCUC